Phytophthora sojae is the source of this 867-nucleotide messenger RNA. RefSeq lists its product as hypothetical. The coding region runs from base 1 to 867 and encodes 288 amino acids. NCBI's taxonomy places the organism in Eukaryota, Oomycota, Peronosporomycetes, Peronosporales, Peronosporaceae. Gene Ontology annotation, molecular function: oxidoreductase activity, acting on single donors with incorporation of molecular oxygen; ferrous iron binding; zinc ion binding. The record is from RefSeq and is a predicted model, not a curated record. The transcript has a single exon.
AUGAACAAGUUCCACCAGCCCGUGGUCGCCGUCUCUCAUGGCGCUGGGCCGCUCUGGCUGCUGGACGAAGGGUUCGUGGGUCUGGACAUGCACUCCCAGUCGGCCAAGAACGUGGCCGCCAUCUUCAAGAAGAUCUACUCCAGCGACGCCCAGUUGCCCAAGCGCAUCCUGUUCGUGUCGGCGCAUUGGGAGGCGCGUAGCACCGGCAUCGAGAUCUCCAAGUCCGCUGCGCCCGAAAUGUUCUACGACUACAGCGGAUUCCCCGCCGAGUCCUACGAGCUCGUGUACGGGGCGAAGGGCGAUCCUGCCUUCGCCUCGAGAGUGAAGGAGCUGCUGUCUCAGAGCGGCAUCGCCUCCAAGCUCGUGGACCGCCCGUUCGACCACGGCACGUUCGUGCCCAUGUUCUUGAUGCGGCCGCACGCCGACAUCCCCAUCGUCACCAUGUCCAUCAACGACCGCAUGCUCAAUGCAAAGGACCACUUCGAGCUGGGCAGGGCGCUCGCGCCACUUCGCGACGAGGACACUCUGAUCAUCACCUCGGGCCAAGCCACGCACAACAUGUACGCGGACUGGUUCCCGGAAGACCACCCGAUCGAGCCAUGGGCGAUCGAGUUCCAGAGCUGGCUGGACCAAACGCUCUCGACGGCUUCCACCCAGACGUACAAGGAGCGCAUGGAGGCGACCAUCGCGUGGAAGAAUGCACCGCACGCCUCGGUCUGCCACCGCACCCCCGAUCACUUCACGACAUUUGUGGUGGGGGCAGGUGCCGGCAUGGAAGAGAACCGCCCCGCUGCGAAGAAGCUCAACGGUGGAUGGGGGCUCGGUCACAUGGCGUUUGCUAACUACGCCUGGGGUCCACACUCGUGA